GGAAAAUUCAAUAAAUAAAACACAUGGUGCCUCGCAUGAACAUCCUUGUUGACGACGCCAGCCGACGGUGGCAGUGCUGCUUUCAACAUGGUCGUGGAGUCGGAAGCACUGCUCAAGCAGGCGACCGGCAAUGCGUCGUACCAGACGCAGAAGCAAACUCUUCCUGUCGUCGAUGGGUCCUGGAAGCGCACCGAACCGAGGCAAGCUCCCGACGCUGCAACGUACCUGUUCAAGUACAUCAUCUUUGCGCAGAUUUUCGUCUACAUGGAAGCUGGCGUGGUGCCCGCCGUGCUCUUGGAGUUCACUGAAGCGUUCGAGUUGACGCCGCAGGAUCAAGGCCUCCUUGGCGCGAUUGUGUACAUUGCGUUGUCCCUUGGCUCGCCCAUCUGCGGGUAUUUGUUUCGCCACUACUCACCACGCAUCGUCCUCGGAUGCAGUCUUGUCGUGAACAAUCUCUUUGUACUCGCGUUUGCCUUUACGCCCGUCGGUGGUUGGUUCUCGCGGCCACUCCUCAUCAUCUUGCGGGGCGCGAUCGGGUUCACCCAGACCUGCCUCUGUGUGUAUGCCCCGCUCUGGGUCCAUGACUACGCCCCAAAAUCCCAGAGGGCCAGCUGGAUGAGCUACCUCCAAGGUGCCGUUCCCAUUGGUGUCACGCUGGGCUACCUCAUGGGUUCGGUGACUGUUUGGGUUGGACAGAGCUACGCCAGCUGCUUCAAUCUGUUCUGUUGGCGAUGGCCGUUCCUCGCCCAAGUGGUCAUCGUGAUGCCGCUGGCGGUGGGGGUCUUCUUUGUCCCGGAGGCUCACAUUCGCAUGCGUGUGCCGCGUCAGCGAUCUAUUCCAUUCGUGGCCGAAGCGUUGGAUGAUGUCAAGGGACUCGCCAUCGACCAGGACAGCGACGAUGAUGUCGAUAUCAACAGCAACUGGCACAACGUCGGCAUUUUGUUGCGCACGCCCGUGUUCACGUCAGUGGUGCUUGGGUUGUCGGCGCUAUUCUUCGUUGUGACGGGGGUGCAAUACUGGACCACGCUGUUCCUGACAACAAACACGACCGACUCGGCCUACACGAUCCAUUUGAACUACCUCAUUGUGAGCGGCACUGGGCCGAUCUUGGGGGUGUUUUUCGGCGGCAAGCUCGUCGACUACUUUGGAGGGUACACCGGCGCCCGCCAAGAAGCCAAAGCACUCAAGAUCUGCAUGAUCAUGGGGUUCCUUGGCGUGUUGGCGUCUCUCCCAAUCUCGUUUCUCUCCAACACUUACUUGAUUGCGAUCUUGCUGUGGAUCAUGCUCUUCUGCGGCGCGUCGCUCCUCCCGUCCUGCUCGGGGAUCGUCAUUUCCUGCGCGCCGAAGCACCUGCGGCCGCUCGCGUCGUCGGUUGCCAACACGAGCUACAACUUUCUUGGGUACGCUGCGUCCAACUACAUCCCCGGUCUUGUCAUGGACUUCAUCUUGUCCAACACCCCCGUCGAACUCGGCUGGUCUUGCAACGAAGCUUGCACGUACCGAACGGGGUUCCGCAUCGUGACGUGGUGGACCGUGUUCGCGUUCGUCUGUCUUACUGUCGGAUACGUCGUCUCUGCGCGCAAGGCCAAGUUCUCCACCGGAACGAGCUCCAUUUCGCCGUGAGCGCCCUCUCCACCAUGACCUGCGACCCCUUCCCAUGUACUGGAUGCACCAACCCGAACCAACAUAGUACCAGCGAAUCGAGAAUAACGUUGUUUAACGCACUUAGGUUUUAUCUCACCUUCAAGGCAGUUAGGUUGGGUUGAACGACUUAAAACCAACGACCGUAAUUUAACGUCGCCUUCAG
This is a messenger RNA of Aphanomyces invadans, 1807 nucleotides long. RefSeq lists its product as hypothetical. The record is from RefSeq and is a predicted model, not a curated record. The transcript has a single exon. Gene Ontology annotation, molecular function: transmembrane transporter activity. Lineage: Eukaryota; Oomycota; Saprolegniomycetes; Saprolegniales; Verrucalvaceae. Gene Ontology annotation, cellular component: membrane. The coding region runs from base 88 to 1623 and encodes 511 amino acids. Gene Ontology annotation, biological process: transmembrane transport.